UAGAAAUUCCGAACAACAACAACAACAAAAAUGUUUGUGUAAAAUAAAUUCUAUAUGUCAUGCUACAUGUUGCUUAAGAAGGCAAACGACGAAAAAUAAAAGCGUGCAUAAAUAUUAUAAUACGAAAGUGCACUACAACUCGAAAGUAAAAGGAAAAGCAAAGUGCAAGCAACAACAACAAGCUGCAUUAAUAUUUGCUAUUUGUGUGUAAAAAAAAAGAAAAUAAAAGCAGGCAACACGAUGCCAGCAAAAUUGUCACGCGUUAAGCGUCUGUGUGAAAAUGUGAAAAUUCGAAAGAUUCCGCCCAAGUGUCUGCUCGUCGUAGUGUUUUGUGCAAUUGUGUAAUCAUUUGCGAAGAUUGGCUGAAAAUUUUCAAAAAAAAAAGAAUAUUAAAAAAUAUACAAAAUUGAUUUACAUAAAAGCAAAAGUGGCUUUCUGUGGCCAGCAAAGUGCAAAUAAAAUAGCAAACUAAAUUCGAGAUUUAUUAACUACCGGCGUAACUAGCUGGCGGUGCGCCAGUCACGAGCGGCAGAUUGCAGCGACGAAAGGGAAAAAAGUUACAUAUGAUACUCUGGCAUUCUUCCAUUUUCCAAACGGUGUUUUAACGUAAUACAUGCAGCAACAACAGCAAUAAACAGCAACUACUACUUUCAUUAAAAUCGUGUUGAACGAAAUAUAUAAUUGUGAUAACGGUAUAAUCAGCAAAAGCGUAACAAACAAACAAACAAACAGUGCUUAUAGUGGCGUAAGGGCGCAUGCGCGCUAACAACAAUUGGCAACGCCAACGUCUGAUGCCAAUGCGUUUGACCAAUAAAUUGCUCCAGCGCUGCGUGAAUAUUAUUAUGGCCAGGAGAUCGACGUCUAUGCAAAGUGAGAAAAAAUGCAUUAUCAACGAGGAAGACGAAGAUGAAAAUCAGCGACAAUUAAAAUUGUAUUGUGUAAAAUAUUGCAACAAUAUGGUGACCUAAAUACGCGGUACACGAGAGAAAAAAAGUCAGCAACAGAGAAAUUUCCAGUUCAAGAAAUCGAGUUUCGAAAAAAGUAAAAGUUAAUUGCAUUGAUUUAUUUCGUAUACAACCAAUAAGUUAAACGACAAAAGAAAAAUUGCGUGCAUUAUAACUGUACAUGUAAAUCUACAAGUUCAUAAUAUACAUACAUACGUACAUACAUACAUACAUACAUCAGCAUAUAUAAAGUGAGAAAGGAGAAUUGUGUAGCACAAGGUGUCAAUAAUAAAUUAUCAUUUUGUCAAUUCAAAAAUUAAAAACCUGCUAGCGGAUUCCCGAACACUUUCCGGCUAAACCAAAAACAAAAAAACAAAAAAUACGACAACAAUCGGGUCAACAAAACUGCGUGACUUUUGGCAGCGCGAAAGCAAGAAGAAUAGGAUUUAAAUACUUUAAUACCGAUCAAAGCGGCGACGUCUCCACUACGCGCUCCAAUUUUUUGUAUCGAGGACUCUGUCGCACAGUUAAUACGACUUAAGCGCCUCUCCCGCCCCACAGCCAAAGUCAAGCGCAACUGACGUGUCUUUCGAACCUUCACAAUUUUGUGUAAAAAUUUCCACAUUUACGCGCGUUCGGUUGUCGGCGAGCGUUAUUGGCUUAACGCCGCUUAUUUAUCUCGUUCAUGCGAAGGAAUUUACGCGUGUAUUGGAGGGCCCUAGCGCUGCUGGGUGCCCUCCUUUCGAUAAUCAUUGAUUGGCCGGGCAUGAUGGUGUGUGCGCUGCCAGUAACGCUACUGCAGCCAACAACAACAACAACAGCAACAACAAGUGCAGCAACAUUGCAACAGCAGCACGCUCUGACAAUGGAUAAAUUAUUGGCGGCGAAUGCGACUUACGGCGCGAGCGCUGCGCUCCAAAAUGCAACAAACACCUACCGCAGCGCUGACAAUGCAGUUGUGGCAGAUGGCGUGGCAGUUAAUGGAAAUUUCACAUUAAACAUUAAUUUAAAUACAAAUCGAAAUAGUAGCCAUAGUAGUCACUAUAGUGAAAGUGAGCAAGAGCAGACGAAGCAGGAAGCGGAGCAUUCGACGGCGGAACUGCCAAGAAGCCGUCAAGCGAAAAACGCCACCAAUGUUAUGGGCGCUAAUGCGAACAGCAAACGCGCAGGUGGCAGCGAAAGCGCGCGUCAAGCGAGCGCUGAUCUAGCACGUGCGCAACAUGCGCCGCCAACAUCCAGCGACGAUCAGUUGCACAAUGCGCAGCGCAUCAAAAUGCUGAAUUUGAUAUCCAACAAGCGCAAGCGUAAAAAACUCAGCGACAGCGCGCAGGCACAAGAGCUGGAUGGCAGCAGCAGCCGCGCAAACACAGAUCAGCCGGCGGAAACAACAGUUGCCGGCGAUGAUCAUCAUACUACCACAACAACCACCGCCACAACACCACUUAGUUUUAGUGCAAAUAGUAUUAGCAAUAAAUAUUUAAUUACAAUUAAUAGAAAUCCUAAUGAAAAUCUACAAAUGGCCACGGCGCCAAAACGAACGUUAAACAAACUCGAAACUACUACUACUACUACAACAAAAACGACAACAGCAACACCUAGUAAUGCUAAUAAUAACAUUGCUAAUCGUUAUGUUAACUAUAUUGAAGAGCAAGUGCAAGCCACCAUCGAUGAUGCGCCCGAUGAUGAGGCGGCGUCGUUAUUUAGUAAUUUGCCCACCAGCACAAGCGCGAGCGAUUAUGAGGAUCAGUAUGAGAGCGCCAGCCGCUCCAGCAUAGCCUACUCCUAUACAACAGCGUCGCCCGACAAUGAUGACGCACUGCUGAGUGCAGCAGCAGCGGCGCCACAAUCUCCCGCCUUCACAUUCGCCUCAGCGCAUCACACCGCCAUACUGUUGUCGCGCACGGAGCGCAGCGUGCGCCAACCAGCAUCGGCAGCGGCGCAGGCGGAGGUCAGCGCGAGUAAGCGCGCUGUACGCCAUCAUGGCGGCGCCAAUAAUGGCGGCAUUGUGCGACGUUCCUCUGACGGUAGUCCGAAAUCGAGAAGACUGAACAAUUUUAGAAACUUAAAUGGCAGCAGGCACGCGCCCAACAAUUUGGAUCGCAACGAGCGCUCGACCAUCUCAAACUUGUCGGGUUUGUCGCGCAAAAUCCAGAUCUACAUCAAGAAUCGCUUCAUACAAUUGCUGCCGGACGGUACGGUGAAUGGUACGCAGGACGAACAAAGUGAUUACACCAUACUGCAACGUUCGACUGUCGAUGUGGGACGCAUCAAAAUCCAAGGCGUUGCCACCUGCCUGUAUUUGUGCAUGGAUGCAUGUGGCGCUGUUUAUGGCUCGCAAGAAUUCACCGACGAUUGUGUGUUCAACGAGAACAUGGAGCAGCACAACUACAACACCUAUUCAUCCACCUACAAUUCGAAUACGCGGCGCGUCUACUACUUGGCGCUGAAUCGGCACGGCGAGCCGCGUAAGCUGCAGAUACCGCCAACCCGCUCGCUUGGCAAACUAGCCACCUAUACGAACGCCAUCACCGAAACGGUGGAGGAUGUACGCGUCGAACAGCUGAUAGCGAAGAAUUUCGGCGAGAAUCGCAUUAAGCACGGCAUACGCCAACUCUGUGAUACGGGCAAACCAUUGGUCGACCUGAUCGAUAGCAAACACUUCAAAGCGCUCCCCAAGUGCAAUCCAAAUUCUAGUAAUAACAAUAGCGGUAGCAAUAGUAAUAGUAGUAGUAGUAGCAAAAAGAGUAGCAGCAGCAGCAGCAGCAGCAGAAGUAGUCUUAUAGGUAGUGAUAGUAAUAGUCCUAGCGGUAGUAGUAGUAUUAGCGGCCAAACAAUGAACAACGUUCCUGCUGCCAAUGAAAGAGGCGAGUCACAAAGCAGCGCAGUCACAAAUAGCCAUAGCAACCACAACGGUCGGGGUGGCCAGCGGGGCGCCAACACGUCCAACAGCUUGAGUAGUAGUAUUAGCAAUAGUCCGAUGGCGAGUAAUGACAGCCAUACUAGCGGUAAUAGUAGUCAGAGUGCGCCCAGCCAUCAGAAUCACAAUGGUGGCGGCGGCAAGAAGAAGAAGAAGCGGCGAAAGUGCCGGCCGCACGAGAACGAGGAGGAGCACAAUUGCCAAAUGACUCCGCUAGCGCUACGCAAGCUCAAUAAUAAGAAGUGUCGAGAGCUGCAACAGCAGAGAAGGCAGCUUAAAGCGAAGGGCGAGGAAGUGCCACUUCUGCCACUGCCAGCGGAAUGUAAGAAAAAGAAGAAUAAUGGCGGCGGCGGUGGCGGUGGCGGUGGCGUUAAGAAAAAUCGCCAAAAUCAAAACCAAAAUGCUAAUAACCGCAAUAGCGUUGGCGGCGAAGGCGCAAAUAACCGACGCGGCAAGAAGUUGAAUUCGAAUGGCCGACAAGCAGGUGGCGGUGGCAUGGGCAAUCGCAAUGGCGGCGCAAACCGCAAGAAAGGACGUAAUGGUGGCGUCCAUGCGCAAAAGAAACUUAAAAAGCAGUCACCAGCAAAAACUACCGUCAGCACUACGCAAGCGUCCAGCAGCAGUACGCUUACCACGGCGGCUACCACGACUACAACGCGCCAGCAUACCGAUAGCACGACAAUAGCGACGGCGCUAUCAAUGACGCCCACCACCACCGAACUUAGCAGCGCGGAAGUAGAAGAGAGUUUAGACCCGCGCGCUGAGGCGACAAGCGUGCGCGGCGAACGUGAGCGCGAACAACGCAAUGUACGCUACACCAACUCAAUGGAGGACGAUGUGCUGCACGCGGGCGCGGCGGCGGCGGCGAUAGCUGAUAAUGGUAAUUCGCGCGAGGACUCAACGGAAGCGGAAGCCAGCGAGGAGGAAGAACACGUCGAGGACGCAGUCGGCCAGCUCAGUAGCGCGUCAGAUGAAGAUGACACCGACGACGACGCUGACGAUAUGUACGAUGAAAGUGAGGAGAGCGCGGCGGCAGUGCCGCCUGCUUCAUCGGCGGCUGCAACCGCAACACUGGCAACGAGCGGUAGCAAAGCGGCAAUGACGCGUGCGCAGUUACUCGGCGAUGCAGACGAUUUUCUAUACUACGAUCAAUUGGAUUUUUUGUAAAUUUGUAAAGAUUGUGAGAAAGCAAUGCAUACGAAAUUACAUGUAAACAGUCAGUGGCGAGAGUGGUCCGAGCUGAGGAUGUAAAGCGAGUGCAAGCAACAGCAAACGGCCAUUUUAAUAGAAGAGCCACGACAACACACUUGCAAACAAACACGAAUGAAAAACAAAAAAAAAAACGUUUUCUUUAAUGAAAAUUUGUAAAAAGCGUUAUU
Messenger RNA from Bactrocera tryoni, 5240 nucleotides. It is a transcript of the gene bnl, whose product is annotated as bromodomain-containing protein DDB_G0270170. The transcript has 6 exons. Gene Ontology annotation, molecular function: growth factor activity; fibroblast growth factor receptor binding. The record is from RefSeq and is a predicted model, not a curated record. The coding region runs from base 1630 to 5028 and encodes 1132 amino acids. Lineage: Eukaryota; Metazoa; Arthropoda; Insecta; Diptera; Tephritidae. Gene Ontology annotation, cellular component: cytoplasm. Gene Ontology annotation, biological process: fibroblast growth factor receptor signaling pathway; regulation of cell migration; positive regulation of protein phosphorylation.